AUGUCAAAUCGGAGUUCCACUGCAGCCGACCUGACUGUCGAUCCAUGCGCCAAAUCCAUCCCUAGCCUCAAGGCAAAGCUUGUGAGUCCUGUAUCUGUCACACGGUUCUUCUAUGGAUGCUAUGUGCCCGCUAGGAUUGAUAGACGUGAUCCACGUACCUCCCCCGGUUUCACGCAGCUAGUGAGGUUCCCACUACGAAUUCUCAUUAUUAUGGCGGAAUGGGAUACGCUCGCGCUUGAGGCAGAAGAGCUCGCAGAACGGCUUCGACAACUUCCCGGCUGGCAUGAGGUCAGCCAGCGUAUGGCCGGCUGUGCUCAUGGGUGGGGUAAGAAUCUGCAGCUGACAUCCCCGGCGCACUUACUCGAAGCCAAGGAGCAGGCUUACCGGAUGGCUGUGGAGAUGUCGAAUGAGAAAUAG
This is a messenger RNA of Penicillium arizonense, 417 nucleotides long. RefSeq lists its product as uncharacterized. NCBI's taxonomy places the organism in Eukaryota, Fungi, Ascomycota, Eurotiomycetes, Eurotiales, Aspergillaceae. The record is from RefSeq and is a predicted model, not a curated record. The coding region runs from base 1 to 417 and encodes 138 amino acids. The transcript has a single exon. Gene Ontology annotation, molecular function: hydrolase activity.